This is a messenger RNA of Rotaria sp. Silwood2, 579 nucleotides long. The record is from the annotation of a GenBank genome assembly. NCBI's taxonomy places the organism in Eukaryota, Metazoa, Rotifera, Eurotatoria, Philodinida, Philodinidae.
AUGAGUGAUAAAACAAUGUUCGUUGGUAUAUUCGAUCGUUGUGAAAAUUAUCGGAGUGACUUGAACACUAUAUUGAAUAAAAGUUACCUAAUUUGUAAUGAUAAUAAAUAUUAUUUUAACAACAAUGCAAAAUGUGGAAACCUAACAAAUUUAACAUUAAACCCACGACCUCAAAGCCAAUUUCUCUGUAAUUCGAACAACAAUCCAUAUAAUUGUGAUUAUUCACCAAUAGCCAAAGGUCUUAUUGCAGGUACAAUAAUUGCUGCUUGUACACUUGCAGUUAUAACUAUAUGUUUAUUAUGUGUUGGAUGCAUAUUUAUUCUUAUAACACUUAUUUUAUUUGGUUCAACAAUGCGAUAUGAUUUAUAUCAAUAUCGUUAUGAUUUAGAUCUUCGUUUACUUAAUUGUUCCUCACCAGAAGAACUUAAAACCAAUAUCACCAAGGAAGUUGAUAAUAAUUAUGACAUUCGUCUUGAUUGGUCAAGUGCUUUAGAAAUCGUAGCAUUAAUAUUAUCAAGUUUUACAUUAGUUACACAAAUCAUUUAUCUAAUUUCUACAUAUCGAAAUCGGAUAGGUUAA